AUGGCGCGUACUAAGCAAACUGCCCGCAAGUCUACUGGUGGCAAGGCUCCCCGAAAGCAGCUUGCCACCAAGGCGGCCCGCAAGUCGGCCCCAACGGCCGGUGGCGUGAAGAAGCCUCACCGUUACAAGCCUGGUACGGUGGCGCUCCGUGAGAUUCGUCGCUACCAAAAGAGCACUGAGCUACUGAUCCGCAAGCUCCCGUUCCAGCGUCUUGUUCGUGAGAUUGCGCAGGACUUUAAGACGGAUCUGCGUUUCCAAUCAUCGGCGAUUGGUGCUCUGCAGGAGGCUAGCGAGGCCUACCUUGUCUCGCUGUUCGAGGACACCAACUUGGCUGCAAUCCACGCCAAGCGUGUGACCAUUCAGCCCAAAGACAUUGCCCUUGCUCGCCGUCUCCGUGGUGAGCGCUCGUAA
This is a messenger RNA of Malassezia sympodialis ATCC 42132, 411 nucleotides long. RefSeq names its product histone H3 (gene HHT2). The record is from RefSeq and is a predicted model, not a curated record. NCBI's taxonomy places the organism in Eukaryota, Fungi, Basidiomycota, Malasseziomycetes, Malasseziales, Malasseziaceae. Gene Ontology annotation, cellular component: nucleosome. Gene Ontology annotation, molecular function: structural constituent of chromatin; protein heterodimerization activity; DNA binding.